UUCGAUGUAGUCAGUCACAAAACGUGCACCGUUCGGGAUGGAGGUGGAUCUACUCUGGCUAACACUGAUAGUAACCCUCGUUGGUUACCUUUACUAUCAACUGACGAAGAACAAUGAAUAUUUCCUCGAGAAACCAAUCCCUUCGCUUCCGGUGCGUCCCUUCUUCGGAUCGUCGGCUGCGCUACUGCUGAAACAAGCCACUUUCUCGGAUUUUAUCAAGAAUGCCUACGAGAAGUUCCCGGGUGUUAAGGUUUUCGGGAUGUUCGAAACCACGACGCCGUUCUUCGUGAUCCGGGACCCGGAGCUGAUCAAGCGGAUCGCCGUGAAGGAUUUCGACCACUUCGUGGACCACCGGCCAACGUUUGGUAACCACGAGGACAGUGACAAUCCGUACGUGCUGUUCGGCAGGUCUCUGUUCGCGAUGAACGGACAGCGCUGGAGGGAUAUGCGAGCCACGCUGAGUCCGGCCUUCACUGGGAGUAAGAUGCGACAGAUGUUCGGACUGAUAGGGGAGUGCGGAGAGGACAUGGUUCGAUUUUUCGAAAAUCAGAUGAAGGGCAGUGGUUCGGUCGAGGUGGAAGUGAAGGAUAUGUUGGGUCGGUUUGGUGUGAACGUGAUCGCAACCUGUGCGUUUGGGUUGAAGGUAGACUCGUUCCUGGAUCGGGAUAAUGAGUUUUAUCGCCAUGGCAAGGAGAUGAUGCAGUUUGGGAAGUUGAGUGUGUUGCUCAAGAUAAUCGCGUUGCGUAUGUUGCCAAAGUUUUGUGCUUGGCUUGGAGUUGACGUGGUUUCCAGGGAGCAAGCAGUGUACUUUUCGAACAUAAUCAAAGAAACUGUCCGAAGUCGGGAGAGCCAGGGAAUUGUAAGGCACGAUAUGGUGGACUUGCUUCUACAGGCUAAGAAGGGGACUUUGAAGCAUCAUCAGGAGAAGGAGAUGCAGGAAGGAUUCGCUACGGUUGAGGAGUCGGAUGUGGGAAAGGUCGAGAUGACCAAGCCGAUGUCGGAAGCGGAGAUGAUAGCGCAGUGUUUCAUAUUUUUCCUGGCCGGUUUCGACACCGUUUCUACGAGUGCUAUGUUGGCGAUCUAUGAGCUUGUUCGAAAUCCAGAAAUUCAGGAAAAGUUGUACGAAGAAGUCAAAAAGACCCAUUCGGAGCUCGGUGGAAAGCCUCUGACGUAUGAUGCGGUGCAGAAGAUGAAAUAUAUGGAUAUGGUGGUGAGCGAAAGUCUCAGAUUGUGGUCACCGGCGCCAGCGAUCGAUCGUCUCUGUGUUCGUGACUACGUUCUAGAUGACGGUGAGGGUCUCAAAUUCACUAUCGACAAAGGCACCUGUGUGUGGUUCCCGGCCCAUGGUUUGCACCAUGAUCCCCGCUAUUACCCCAAUCCGGAAAAGUUCGAACCGGAACGAUUCAACGAUGAAAACAAGAAAAAAGUCCACUUGGCAACCUAUAUGCCGUUCGGAAUUGGUCCCAGGAACUGCAUUGGGUCAAGAUUCGCUCUGAUGGAGGUCAAAACUGUUAUUUAUCAUCUGCUGCUGAAAUUCUCGUUCGAGCGAAGCGAGAAUACUCAGAUUCCGCUGAAGUUGAGGAAGGGAUUCACUGCAUUGGGUACGGAGAAGGGAAUGUAUGUGCGACUGCGGGCGCGUAAAAAUGUUUAAGUAGCGAGUGAUAAGAUAGGUGCCGCGAUACAAAGGGAGCUUAAGUUUGCCUAUCAACCAAAACAAAUAGAUGUUACACCAUUCCAGUCACGUUGUCAAUAUGUAUAAAAAUAAAUGUGAAAUGAAACAUG
Messenger RNA from Toxorhynchites rutilus septentrionalis, 1782 nucleotides. Its product is annotated as cytochrome P450 9e2-like. The transcript has 2 exons. NCBI's taxonomy places the organism in Eukaryota, Metazoa, Arthropoda, Insecta, Diptera, Culicidae. Gene Ontology annotation, molecular function: iron ion binding; oxidoreductase activity, acting on paired donors, with incorporation or reduction of molecular oxygen; heme binding. The record is from RefSeq and is a predicted model, not a curated record. The coding region runs from base 38 to 1651 and encodes 537 amino acids.